AUGUUGAAUGUACAGCUCGUACAUUGGCAACCAGGUGACCAUUUUCAAAGAGAUAUCUUUUGUGAUCAAGUGCCGAUGAUGGAGGUAUGCAAUUCCUGUUUGCAUCCAGCGCCACCCUCUGGCGACUUGAAUACAUCGCGAGAGUUUGACUCUAUAAGGUUAAAUCAGCAGCUUGAAUCACUUGCUCUAGAACUCCAGGCCGGGUCAGAGCAAGUGCAGAAUAUUUGGCACAUAUGGCAUGAUUCAUGUCAGGACUACUCUGAAUCUUUACUGGACAAGCCGCAGACUGCGCCACCACCCGCAUCGCCUACAAUGAAUCCCGUCAACUUGAAAGGUGUAUCAGGUACUUCAUCAACAGAAGGGAUCACACAUCUUGACAUCAUUCCCGAGCUGGACAUCAGUGUCUUGAAAUUUGAUGAUAAUAGCACGAUGAGCAUACAUGACAAGGAAGAGAAUUAA
Malassezia restricta is the source of this 459-nucleotide messenger RNA. RefSeq lists its product as uncharacterized. Lineage: Eukaryota; Fungi; Basidiomycota; Malasseziomycetes; Malasseziales; Malasseziaceae. Bases 1 to 459 code for a protein of 152 amino acids. The record is from RefSeq and is a predicted model, not a curated record. The transcript has a single exon.